Messenger RNA from Drosophila grimshawi, 1377 nucleotides. Its product is annotated as zinc finger protein GLIS2 homolog. The transcript has 2 exons. Gene Ontology annotation, biological process: regulation of transcription by RNA polymerase II; smoothened signaling pathway. Gene Ontology annotation, cellular component: nucleus. The record is from RefSeq and is a predicted model, not a curated record. Gene Ontology annotation, molecular function: RNA polymerase II cis-regulatory region sequence-specific DNA binding; DNA-binding transcription factor activity, RNA polymerase II-specific. Lineage: Eukaryota; Metazoa; Arthropoda; Insecta; Diptera; Drosophilidae. The coding region runs from base 65 to 1246 and encodes 393 amino acids.
UUUGGUAAUCGCACUGGCGAACGCAACAGCAAAGCAGCAACUUUAGCUCAGAAAUACCCAAAUAAUGGAUAUAUUAGUACAAAAACCCAUCUUCUGUCCCAGCAGUUCCAGUGAGUUCUACGAGUCGGCGACGAGUAGCUAUUAUACGCCGUACAAUACGCCGCCGUAUAUAGCACCGGUCGGAUCGGGCACCUGGCUGGGCGAUCUUCAUCAGCAGCAGCAGCAGCAACAUUUGCCGCAGAUGCAGUACCUCAGAUUUCCCACACCGCCCAUAACACCACCGCGCACCGCUGCUCCCCUCCCCCAUCUGGAGUCCAACUUAAAUACACGCACACAGUCCGUCAUCAUGAGGUGCAACAAGAGCACAAUUUCCGCUUCCGGUUCGCCGACAGAAUCCGGCAGCGAGCACAGCAGCAGCAGCAGCAGUGAAUGUGAUUUUAUCUGCAAUUGGCAGGAUUGCGGAAGAGUUUUCGAAUCUUUGGAGGCACUCGCCCAACAUGUCACUCUGCGUCAUGCGAUUGCCUCGAUGGUGGAUGGACUGUAUUACUGCCGCUGGGGCGGCUGUCAGCGCAGCGAGCGUGGCUUCAAUGCACGCUACAAGAUGCUGGUGCAUGUGCGCACCCACACCAAGGAGAAGCCGCAUCGUUGCCACCUCUGCGAGAAGUCCUUCUCGCGUGCCGAAAAUCUUAAGAUACACAUACGCUCGCAUUCGGGUGAGAAACCCUACAAGUGCCACUACGAGGGCUGUCAAAAGGCCUACUCUAACUCGUCGGAUCGGUUCAAGCACACGCGCACCCAUUCAAUGGAAAAACCGUAUAUGUGCAAGGUGUCCGGCUGUCAGAAGCGCUACACAGAUCCCUCAUCGCUGCGCAAGCAUGUGAAAACGUUUAAGCACAGUAUACAGCUGAUUGCCAGCCAGAGUUCCGCCAACUGUCUGCUGGAUGCCAGUGGUACAACCUACACCUGCCUCCCCCUGCCCCUGCACCCCGCACCCGUAAUUGCACCAAUGCAAGCAAUCGGCGAGUCAUCGCCUACUGUUACACCCUACUACAGCUACACCGACAGCGAUAAUGUGGCAAGUGAUUAUUCGCUGAGAUGCAAGCACGAUAGCGAAUAUACUUCCUCGGAUUACUGGCUGAACACGCAGGAGCAUGGCUAUCGCUACCAGCUACACACCGAGGACUAUUCCAUGGAAAUGGAAAUGGACUCGCCCACGCCUCUGGAUUUGCGUGUGCACAGAAGUUGAAUGCCUUGUCACAUCUGCCCUGGCAAUCCACUCUAGUCAUCAGGCUAAUCUCUAGCUCUUGUCAUUAAUGUUAAAUAAUUAUCCUUUAGUUUGCAAUAAAAGACUGUCUUUAAAAAAAAUUAUUACGUAAA